AUGGACCAUAUUCCACGUCUAUCAGAGAUCCUGUAUGUAGGUCUAUCUUGUAAGAUAGGGACACAGACAGAAGUGGCAAUCAGAAGGGACAUAAAAGACAUAGAGGACAUCAUUAUGAAUGCGGUUUAUGCAGUAACAAAAUCUGUAUGGAUGUACAGUGGUAGUUAUAGAGAGGGAUUCAGGCUUGAAUCAUCUGAUAGGGAUGUGAUGACGUGGCCUUGUAAUUAUAAACUUAUAACUGAUAUCUCCCAAGCUAGGCUUUACAAUGCAACAAAACAUAAUAUCAUACUAAUUGAAGAUUCUGACACACCACCAGGAUUUGUCAGACUGCGUGUCCUGACACCCAUAAGGAAUAACAUGACACCAGUUCUUGUUUCCUUUAACGGCGGAGUUUAUAUAUCUAGUUUUUUAUGGAGAUAUAACUAUUUUCAUUCCCUUGCCAAUGAUAGCUUUUUUAAUCAGAAGAAUAUAACAAUCCAUGGUCCAUGUACUAAUCUCUUGGAAGGAUCUACUGAAUAUGAUAAUGCCCUUUGUUUUGCCACUUUUUACAUGCCCGAAUCAUUACGAGGUUGGAUUGGUAGAUGUCAAAGACAUACUUGGCCGCCCUUACCGGUGUUGGAAAAAAUUUUAAGAAAUGGGUGUCACUGUGUGGCUAUUGAAAGUAAAAUUGUAUCGCCUUCUAACGAAUUGGAAUGGAGAUUAUCGUUUUCCCAAGCCGAACAUCAACUUGUAUGUACUAUGAAUCAUACACAAUUUCUAUGUUACGGACUUUUGAAAAUUUUUCUGAAGGAAGUUAUCAAUAACAGGAGAGAAACUGUAUUGUGUUCCUAUUACAUGAAGACAACGAUGUUCUGGUUAAUGCAAUUGGGGCAUAUAAGAUGGUGCCCUAAUAAUCUGCUCGAUUGCUUUUGGAAGUGUUUCAAAUAUCUUAUUCAUUGUGUUUAUCGAGGAGUGUUUCCCAAUUUUUUUAUUCCACAGAACAACAUGUUCAUAAACAAAAUAAUCGGCUGUACACGUGAUUCUCUUUUAGAACAGCUAUACAAGUAUUGCAGAAUGGGUUUGUCCUGUCUACUGCUUAGUCCGACUCUAGGAAUAAUCUUAGAAAUAGCCCUCAGUAACCCGUCAAUUCCAGUAUCCACUGCCUGCUGA
This is a messenger RNA of Saccostrea echinata, 1149 nucleotides long. RefSeq lists its product as uncharacterized. The record is from RefSeq and is a predicted model, not a curated record. The transcript has a single exon. The coding region runs from base 1 to 1149 and encodes 382 amino acids. Lineage: Eukaryota; Metazoa; Mollusca; Bivalvia; Ostreida; Ostreidae.